Molecule: messenger RNA, 1287 nt
Organism: Aspergillus oryzae RIB40
Lineage: Eukaryota; Fungi; Ascomycota; Eurotiomycetes; Eurotiales; Aspergillaceae
Exons: 1
Coding region: 1-1287 (428 amino acids)
Source: RefSeq, a predicted model, not a curated record
AUGUCCUCAGAUCUUGAUGUCCUUCCAGAGGAAGAGGAGGCUACCCAUUUAAGGGAAACUUUGGCGUCUAGUAUAGAGGAAACGGACUCGCGUUCCCAGUCUCAGCUAAGCUCACCUGAAACUGAGCUGCAGAGCACCUCUGUAGUCAGGCCUAAGUCUGAUCUAUCCGUAUACGUGACUGAAGAAUUGUCGAAGAAGGUUUCCGAGGCUCUCGGCUCUCCUACGCUCCCUCAACAUCAUCAGCCCGAGGCACCGCAGCACGGCCAAAGACUAGGCGGAACGGUGAAGAGAACAGCGUCCGUUCGUCGAAGAGCAACAUAUGAGACCAUCUAUGAAUCUUGGGAUGCCGACAUUGACUACUGUUACGAGCAUGCAGCAGAGUCAAAUUGUAACUUCGACUGGGCUCGUAAUUCAUUUGAUGAACCACAACAGGACGCAAUUGACGUCCGCAUCACGAGUUCCCAGGUCGAUCCCGUGAAUGGAGCCAACAAAAUGCACCUGCUCCCGGCCGCGCAUUUGAGCACUUCCACAGUUCCUAGAUUGGAUCUGGAGCCUAGUCCGCCCCCUUCGUUUCCCAGCGCGCAAGAAUCCUUAACUCCGUCCACCGCAAGUUGUGAAAUUGAGGAAGGCGGCUCUCAGCGGAACAGUGAUUAUUUCCAACCAGUCAGUUCUUCAAUGUUUCCAUCGACCUUGGGAAAACACUUGACCCAUGAUACCCUAUAUGAGGAGUACCUGGCAGGCGAUGCUGAAUCAGAUCGGCACUUCUCCUUCUGCUCACAAGGAGUGAUCCAACCCAUGGAACAACCUGUCUCACCCCGGAGUAGUUUCUCUCCGAUCAGCAAAUGCAACUCUGAAGAGAGCCUAAUCUUAUCCCGUGCGGCAUCAAUUGUCCGCAAGCACCGUUCUUCCGUCUCGACCACUAGUGUUCCGGAGCUUGUGCACAGCUUGGCAAAUAGCCGAGAGUUGUCCACGGUAGACCAAGCCACCUCAGGCGAUCACUCUCUACCCUCCGGGCCUGGACAACCGGAGCCGUCUUAUCAUCGUCAAACGAAAAGCCUGGCAAGAGAUAUCGAGACUCAGGUUGCUUUUCGAGCUGAUGGCAGUUUGAUUCUUGAAUCUGCUGGGCUCAUGCCAAAUUCGGGUCCUGCUAUCCAUGAUCGGGCAAGAUCCUCAUCUGAAGUAGAGGCGACCAAGGCUGAACUCCCUAUCAGAGGAACACAUCGGCGAAAGGGCAGAUCAUCGUACUCGCUCUUUCCGUCUCCCGCAACUUCCACUAACGUGCUGUAG